This is a messenger RNA of Penicillium malachiteum, 1020 nucleotides long. RefSeq lists its product as uncharacterized. Bases 1 to 1020 code for a protein of 339 amino acids. The record is from RefSeq and is a predicted model, not a curated record. NCBI's taxonomy places the organism in Eukaryota, Fungi, Ascomycota, Eurotiomycetes, Eurotiales, Aspergillaceae. The transcript has 3 exons.
AUGCAUCGAUCUCCAUUACUUCACACUUUUCUCUUCGGGUUAAGUGCUGCAUCUCAAAUUUCGCAGCGCGACAAUAGCUCCGACUAUGAUUCUCAGCUGAAUUUCCGACCCGAGUCAGUUUCUGGCUUAGGGGACAUCUACCAUUGGGUGGGAUCGUACUAUAAUGCCACUGCAUUAGUGGAGUACACCCCAUAUUCUGGUGUCGCUGCAAGUGCAAAUGACACGCCUUACACCUGUCCCAAUAUUCGAGACAAGAAGUACAGCUUUAGCUUUGAUUCUAUUCUUGGUAUUACCGAGACCAGCGAAUACAAUGUGGGCAGUAACCCUGUGAAUCUUUUCUUCAUGGGAUGGCCAGAGGAUACGGCGUUCAACAUCUCUGCUCCUAUCGACGAUAUGGCCGUGAACGAAUGGUCAUUUUUCUCCUCCGAACCAGUAUAUACGUAUAAUUCUACCACCUCCAAGGCACAGACCAACUUCAAUCUCACCCUUCAAGAUACUGAGAAUGCACCAUACAACUUGUCAAGCAAAUUAACCCAAUACUACGGCAGCGAGAGCGGAAUAUCUCUCAAUAUGACAGGUUGCAACUCCAGCGAAACAACCCGAUGGUCAGGCUAUUUAAUAGUUGACUCCAUCAUGAAGAUGGACGGGUAUAACUGGACAUACCCGAACCCGAGCCUUGAUCUUCAAUUUGACAGCAAUAUGGCAAACCUGACAAUUGAAGGUUACUUCGAAGGAACACCAAUUGGGAAUGAGGAUUUCAAUGAAGAUGGUCUCUUUGUCCCAGGAAAUAUCAAAAUAUCCUUUUUGGGUGUAAUCGAUACCUAUCAUUCCGACGUGCUGGUGAAUGAUAGCUCCACGCCAUCUUGGGAAAGGAGUGUUGGGUUUAAUAAUAACUCAGCGAAUAUUGGCUACAAUGGAAUCGACUCGAAGACAAAUGACUCUAAUAAUUUUGCGAGCUCGAGUAAAUUGCCAGUUGUCGCUCUUUCAUUGAUUCUUUCGGUCGCUGCGAUGCUUAUCUAG